UCCGCUCACUGCGUCGGUCCCGGUUGCAGUUCCUUCCCCCUCGUGCCCUCAUCGUCCUUCCGUCGCAUCCCGUUGCGCCCACUGGUACACGUCACUCCUGCGCAAAGCGAACCUUCAAAGAAACCGCAUCAUCCAUUUUCAGACGAUCUCUUCCAAAUUUUUUUUUUCUGAUUGAUUUCUCUGUAUCCUUUUACCUCGUUCGCUUGCAUCUAGCUUCCCAUACAAACCGUAGCUAUGCAUCGCACCUACUCCAUGCGCCAAUCGCGCAUGCCCACCGCAUCGCAGAUUGAGAAUCCGCCUCCGCCGUUGUCCACGACCAAGACAAACCGAUGGAUUGGGAAAGGCGGCUUCGGCCAUGCCUUCCGUAAGAAUGCCGCCGGCGCAUUCGGACCCGACCUUGCAAGGAAGCUCUCCCAGCUCGUUAAGAUGGAGAAGAAUGUCAUGCGCAGUAUGGAAAUGGUAGCCAAGGAGCGCAUGGAGACCGCUCAACAAUUGUCCAUCUGGGGUGAGAACUGUGAUGAGGACGUGUCCGACAUCACGGACAAGAUCGGCGUGUUGCUCUAUGAAAUUGGAGAGCUGGAAGACCUCUAUGUCGACCGUUAUGAUCAGUACCGUGUCACCAUCAAGAGCAUUCGCAACAUCGAAGCUUCCGUUCAGCCCAGCCGAGACCGCAAGCAAAAGAUCACCGAUGAGAUCGCCAAGCUCAAGUACAAGGACCCGAACUCUCCCCGGAUCGUUGUUCUCGAGCAAGAGCUGGUUCGCGCGGAGGCCGAGUCCCUCGUGGCCGAGGCUCAGCUUUCCAACAUUACUCGCGAGAAGCUCAAGGCAGCUUUCCAGUACCAGUUCGAUGCACUCCGUGAGCACUGUGAGAAGGUGGCCAUUAUCGCCGGCUACGGCAAACACCUUCUGGAUCUCAUCGACGAUACUCCAGUCACCCCCGGUGAAACUCGUGCCUCGUACGAUGGAUACGAUGCCAGCAAGGCUAUCAUCCAGGAUUGCGAAGAGGCACUCGCCAACUGGGUUACCUCCAAGGCCGCCGUCAAGUCCGACGUGUCACAGCGCACGCGCACCCUAUCUCAGCGUCGCCGAGAGGCUAUCGGCAAGAACCGCGAAGGCGUCGACCUUUCUACUCAGGACCAGCCCAUGAGGGGCGAUCGGGACUCGUGGGUCCCUGCUGAUCAACACGCAACUUAUGUUGAAGAUGGUGAGGAAGUCGCCAGCACCGUGGACGGAGAGGCUCGGGGUCGAGAAGAAGAACGCGAGCCUGUCAGCGUCUAAGGCGGCCGAUUGCAGCCACGAACAUCAACGUUGGUAUAUGAUACGUUGAUGGUUUUUGUCGAAUCCUCGUCUUUUCAUCCUUGUGAUACUCCGGAUUGAAGUCCCGCUUGAUGUAAUGUUGUCGUUUUGCCGUGAUUUCAUCUCUGUUCAUGUUACCACCCGUGUGUUAUUUACUACUCUUAAUUCAACCCUUCCAAGGGCACCUACCUGACAAGAUUGUAUCCAGAUGCCCAUUCUGGCCGUUGUACGCCUCGGAUCCGGCUGAUGAUGUCAUGACCCUCUUACUAUUCACG
Messenger RNA from Aspergillus pseudotamarii, 1571 nucleotides. Its product is annotated as Eisosome component PIL1/LSP1 family protein. The coding region runs from base 235 to 1278 and encodes 347 amino acids. The record is from RefSeq and is a predicted model, not a curated record. Gene Ontology annotation, biological process: endocytosis; negative regulation of protein kinase activity; eisosome assembly. NCBI's taxonomy places the organism in Eukaryota, Fungi, Ascomycota, Eurotiomycetes, Eurotiales, Aspergillaceae. Gene Ontology annotation, cellular component: eisosome filament; plasma membrane. Gene Ontology annotation, molecular function: lipid binding. The transcript has 4 exons.